GUCCAUUCGGUAUCACACAUCUAGCGUCAAUUACCCGACACAGAGCUGCUGUUCGCUCCGUGCAGUCUGAGGAAAACUUAUCAGACGGUGAAGCUGGACCUGCAGCAACGAGAGAAGAGAGCGCUUUUCCCUGCUGCCUUUGUCCAUCACCCAGUCACCGUGGCAAGAGGACCCGUCGCUGGUCUCACCGGCGACAACCAUGAGCCAGAGAUUCACCGUCUGCAAGAGCGACGGCGCCCGGCGCCCCUCAGACAUCCAGGGGGAGGUGAACCAGCUGUUUGAGGGAGACGAGCCCCCGACCAGCAGCGGCGGAGCGGAGGGGGAGGAUGCAGCCGGUACCGAGGUGGUGGUGGUGCUGAAAGGUGACAGUAUUCCCAAGGAGAGCAGCCCCUUCAUCAACAGCAGUGAUGCUGCCGCAGAGAAGAGCCAGCAGUAUGACGGCAAGAACAUGGCCUUGUUUGAGGAGGAGAUGGACACCAGCCCCAUGGUGUCGUCUCUUCUCAGCAGCCUGGCCAACUACUCCAACCUGCCCCAAGGUAGCAAGGAGCACGAGGAGGCCGAGAACAACGAGGCUGAGUCAUCGCGCAAGAAACCCGUCAAGGCCCCCCAGCUCGGCACUCUGAUGGGUGUCUACAUGCCGUGCAUCCAGAACAUCUUCGGAGUGAUCCUGUUCCUCAGGAUGACCUGGUUGGUGGGAAUCGGAGGUGUCGUCGGGACCUUCAUCAUCGUCUUCAUGUGCUGUACCACGACCAUGCUGACUGCCAUCUCGAUGAGUGCCAUCGCUACCAAUGGAGUAGUGCCAGCUGGAGGUGCCUACUACAUGAUAUCCCGUUCGCUGGGCCCUGAGUUUGGGGGAGCAGUGGGGAUCUGUUUCUAUCUGGGGACCACCUACGCUGGAGCCAUGUACAUCCUGGGGGCCAUUGAGCUCCUUUUGAUCUACAUAGUGCCCCAGGCAGCAAUCUUUCCCCUAGAGGGCCUGGAGGGCGCCGAGGCAGAGGCCGCCCUGCUGAACAACAUGCGCGUGUACGGGACCAUCCUGUUGACCUCCAUGGCCACGGUGGUGUUUGUCGGCGUGAAGUACGUCAACAAGCUGGCCCUGGUGUUUCUGGCCUGCGUCAUUCUCUCCAUCCUGGCCGUCUACGCCGGCGUCAUCAAGACCGGCAUCGAUGCUCCGGAUUUCCCUGUGUGUCUCUUGGGCAACCGCACGUUGGUUUCGAAGAACUUCGAUGUGUGUGCCAAGACCGUUGAGACAGCUAACGGGACCGUCACCACCCAGCUGUGGCGCAUGUUCUGUGACUCACCUUUACUCAAUGCUACCUGCGACAGGUACUUCACAUCCAACAAUGUGACCAAGAUACAGGGCAUCCCAGGGAUCACCAGUGGAAUCCUGGCAGAGAACAUGUUUCCGAUCUACUAUGAAAAAGGGGAUCUGAUUGCCAGAAAUAACAUGGACUCAGUGGAGGACCCGGACGACCCUCUGACCAACGCAAACCGCUACGUGUUGGCCGACAUCGCCAGCUUCUUUACGUUGCUGGUCGGCAUCUACUUCCCUUCUGUGACAGGGAUCAUGGCUGGCUCCAACCGCUCUGGAGACCUGAAGGAUGCCCAGAAGUCCAUCCCCAUUGGAACCAUUGCAGCCAUCACCACCACCUCCUUUGUCUACAUGUCCAGUGUGAUUCUGUUUGGUGCCUGCAUCGAGGGUGUGGUCCUCAGGGACAAGUUCGGAGAGGGAGUCCACGGGAAUUUGGUGAUUGGCACGUUGGCUUGGCCGUCACCAUGGGUGAUUGUGAUUGGCUCCUUCUUCUCCACCUGCGGGGCGGGGCUGCAGAGUCUGACAGGAGCACCUCGUCUCAUGCAAGCCAUCGCCAAGGACGGCAUCGUGCCCGCCCUCCGGAUCUUCGGCCAUGCAAAGGCCAACGGAGAACCCACAUGGUCCCUCCUGCUGACAGCUUGUAUCUGCGAGAGCGGCAUCCUCAUUGCUUCCCUGGAUGCGGUAGCUCCCAUCCUCUCCAUGUUUUUCCUGAUGUGCUACAUGUUUGUGAACUUGGCCUGUGCUCUGCAGACGCUACUGAGAACUCCAAACUGGAGACCCCGCUUCAAGUUCUACCACUGGGCUCUGUCCUUCCUGGGGAUGAGCUUGUGUCUCACUCUCAUGUUCAUCUGCUCCUGGUACUACGCCAUCGUCGCCAUGGUUAUUGCUGGCUCUAUCUACAAGUAUAUCGAGUUCGCAGGUGCGGAGAAAGAGUGGGGAGAUGGGAUACGAGGUCUGUCUCUGAGCGCGGCACGUUACGCUCUCAUGCGGCUGGAAGAAGGUCCACCGCACACCAAGAACUGGAGGCCCCAGCUGUUGACGCUAGUUAGUACAGAUGCAGAGCAAAACGUGGAACAGCCUCGUCUGCUCUCUCUGACCAACCAGCUGAAGGCAGGCAAAGGUCUGACCAUUGUUGGAACAGCUCUAGUGGGAACCUUCCUGGAGAACCACGAACAGACCCAGCGUGCAGAGCAGGCGCUGCGUAAACUGAUGGAGACUGAGAAGGUGAAGGGCUUCUGUCAGGUGACCGUGUCCUCGAACCUGCGCGACGCCACCUCCCACCUCCUCCAGGCCAGUGGGCUAGGAGGCCUGAAACAUAACGCUGUGCUGGUGUCCUGGCCACGCAACUGGAGGCAGGGAGACGAGCACCAGGCCUGGAGGAACUUUGUUGAGUUGGUCAGAGAAACCACCGCCGCUGACCUGGCUAUGCUCGUCCCGAAGAACAUCUCGGCCUUCCCGUCCAACGGAGAGCGCUUCACUGAGGGUCACAUUGACGUAUGGUGGAUCGUCCAUGAUGGAGGCAUGCUGAUGCUGUUGCCCUUCCUUCUCCGCCAGCACAAGGUUUGGAGGAAGUGCAAGAUGCGCAUCUUCACUGUGGCCCAGUUGGACGACAACAGCAUCCAGAUGAAAAAAGACCUGACCACAUUCCUCUAUCAUCUCCGUAUUGAAGCCAUGGUGGAAGUUGUAGAAAUGCAUGACAGUGACAUCUCAGCCUACACCUACGAGAAGACCCUGGUGAUGGAACAACGGUCGCAGAUGCUGAAACAGAUCAAAAUGACCAAGAAUGAGCGUGAGAGAGAGAUCCAGAGCAUCACCGAUUCAUCCCGCGGGUCGAUCCGCCGUAAGAACCCGGCCGCUGUGACCACCCAGCUGAGUGUGACCGAGGACCCGCCGGCAGCCAGCAAGGAGGAGAAGCCUGAGGAAGAGGUCCAGCUCAUCCACGACAACACCACCCCAGCCAGCCCCGCCACCCCGGCCACCCCGCUGACCCCCGCAGAGGGGGCUAAGAGCCCCGGGGAGCAGGUCCAGAUGACCUGGACUGAGAAGUGUGACGGCGAACCAGCCAAGCCGCCUGGUGCAGCCACACCAGAGGGCAUCAAAGACUUCUUCAACAUGAAGCCCGAGUGGGAGAACCUGAACCAGUCCAACGUGCGACGUAUGCACACAGCGCUCCGGCUGAAUGAAGUCAUCAUCAAAAAGUCCUCCGAGGCCAAGCUGGUCCUCCUCAACAUGCCCGGGCCACCCAGGAACCGGACAGGUGACGAGAACUACAUGGAGUUCCUCGAGGUCCUCACUGAUGGUCUCAACCGGGUCCUCCUGGUCCGCGGAGGCGGCCGCGAGGUCAUCACUAUCUACUCCUGAAAGAGCAGCCCCCCCCCCCCCCUCCCCCCCCCCCCCCCACCCCUCCCUAGGCCCUGUUCCGGUGUCACCUUUUGCUCCCACUCUCAUCGACGCUGCUUCGUUCUGUCACUCUUACCGUUUAUUUCUGUACGAUAGUCCUCUCACACCCAACCGAUAGCUCAGCUUCAGCACCUCUCCCUCCGCUCCAUCCCCAGCCGACCGAUGAGCAGAGUCACAUGCUCAGCUACUACACCCUUCACUCCAGUCCAGUAAGCUACUAUAACUAUUGCCGGCUGUAGACUCAUUUAGAUGCUGCCUAGAUUUGUUCUUAAAGACACUUCGUCGCUGUAGUCUGUAAUCUGCUGUAGUAACUGGCGUUGAGUCUGCGUGACUCGGUAAGGAGGAGGUGGUGGUGUUGGGUGUGAGGUGUGAGCGCACAUGCAUGUUUGUGUCCGUCUUUGUUUAAAUCUCUGCCGAUUCUUAUUGAUGUUGUUUUUUUUUUUUCAAAUACGAGUGUUGGCAUAGCAGCGGAUUCUGCCAGCUGACGUGAGCUGGGUGUAGGAUUGUCUGUUUAGCUCCCUCGUGGGGAUCGGACACCUCCCACAGCGCACCAGCCUGUUGUCUUCGAUGUGAUUAAUAUCUCAAGGCAAAAAGACACUGCUACCCACGGUCAGGACCACCAGCUGGAAGGAGAGUAGUCGCAAAGCAUGAACUGUGAAAUUCACAUUGGUAUUUAAAGAAGACUGAAAAGGCACGUGGAUCAAAGCUGCAAGCGCCAUCUUUAACCCGAUCACUCGUUAGCAUGGCGUCCUUAUAACUGUGUGUUUAUACUCGUUCCGUUACCGCCAUCACUGUCUUUCUACCCGUCCUCCUUUCAACUCAUUUCUUAGUGGCUGUUCAUCCCCGUGGCCACUGUUAGUGCCAAAAAAAAAAAAGAAAAGAAAUACAACAAGGCUAGCUUAGUUUGUAGAGAUUGACACGUAAUUAAAACUGUGAAUUGUGCGUCUCCUACCAGAAGGCUGGUGUAACGGUGGGGAGACGGCACAAACACCCCGAGGAGAUUAUCAUUGCCAGCUCCCCUCGACCCUCGUGUGGAUCGCUGUAAAUAAUGUACAAGCUCUGACGCGUUGUUCAGUAUGAGUGUAGUAUUUUUGUGACAUACUAAAAAGCUUCUAGUGGAGAGAAAAACGCUCCUUCGCUGAGAGGGACAGCUCAAAAACGCUGUUUUAAAAAUGUAUGUAUGUAUCUAUUUAUUUAUUUAUUUAUUGGAUGGCAUAGGCUCCUGUCACUAUGGUAACUGUCAUUGUAACCUCGACAAGCACUGCACCUGCACUGUCCACCACUGUGCAACAAGUGAACUUUUAAAGAAUUCAUUCAAUUACACACAAAAAAUACUAAAUGUUAUUUUUUCAUCUAGAGAAGAAAUAUGUAUUUAUGUUUAUAGACCAGAGUUACACAUAUUGAUGAAAUAGUUUUAUGUCAUUUUGAUUGUCACUCAAAUAUAUAUUGUUGUUUUUUUUUUGCCUAAUUUAGAUACAUUAAAUGUGCCAUAUCAAAGUAUUUUUCAAAGAGAAAUAGUGAAUAAAAAUUCUAUUGAUUGGAUUCGAGAGAACAAAGUGUGAAAAGUAAAAUUGGAGGUGUCUACGUGAAACUCGUACGGUAAUGACACUGUAGUCUGAAAGUCACCCUGUAGAUGAUGAUUAAAGCACGGAUGUUCAGACGCUCAGAUUUGAAGCGUAUCAGCUGUUAGCGAGGUGAGAUUCUGAACAUCUUGACGAUUGAUUGUUUACCGGGUCAAGUCUGAAUAAAUAGAGAGGACGAAGGCUUCUGUAGCUAGGAAACCCACGCUGUCCAUAAGACUGAACUCUAUGCAGUAGACUCUCCCGUGAGAUUUUAUAUCCUCUAGAUUGGCUGAGAUUUGAGCCACACAUGUCCUUGACUGAAUGACUGGUGAGCAAAUCAUAUUUAGGUUCAAAAAGUGCAUCUUGGAAGGAAUGUGCAAUAGUUGAAAUCCGGACUCAUGUGAUCAUGUUAUUUAUUUUUUUACACAUAUAUUUUGUAUAUGUAGAUUUCGUAAGUCUUUAAAAAAAAAAAUCCAGAAUCAUCUCACUUUGACCAAGGACAGCUGUCACUUUACGUUAUUUCAGUUUCUUUUCUUGAAGAAACCAUUUUUGGUAAUUUGCACUUGUAGUAGAAAUAUGAAUAUAAAUAAAUACGUAUAUAUAAACAGUAUAUACAAUAUAGGGAAGCAAAAGAAAUUAGUUUCUAGAAGUAUUUACAAACAGUAUUAAAUGUUUUUAGUGUUGCCUGAAUGUCGGACCAUAUGUUGUGAAUGCUGCUAGUAUCAAUAGAUUUAUUUGUACUGUAAAUAGAGAUGACUAAAGCAACAUUAAAGAUCAAGUGAAAAAGGGUAUAGACAUACAUAUCAGUGGUACCUGUAAACAUUUGGCCUGAGAGCUCUGGACAGGGUUAGCUUUCUGUUUUACUAGAAAACUAUUCUGAAGACCUUGAUGCAAUAUUACAACCGAGGGUAAAUCCUCCACCUUUUUAUUCUCUUUUAAAAAGAAAAGCUCUCCUGAUUAUUCCCCAUCUUUAAUCCCAUAAGUAAAGUGAACCAAUUUUAAUGGAACAGAUUAUUCAUUUACUUCCGAGAAACUUACAGGAAUCACCAAAAUAUGUUAAAAUGAUGAAUAUACAUUUAUCUUCUAAACGUUACUUCUUGCAAAAUUUUGAACACACCUACCUUCGACACCUGUGACACUUAAGAAGCAGCCACUCCUAGUUUUCAAAGAUUUUAGGGUGCCGAGUCGUGAAGAUUUUCUUUAAUAUGCUUGCCACACUUAAUUAACUCUGACAAAGGGGUCGUUUAACGCUCACAUACGUUUUUUCGAAGAACACAGCUAUUUUGGGAUUGUCUCCACAACAUUGCCUGCAUCAACUGAGCCUUUUAAAUUGAUUCGAAAGAAAAGAUAUCUGAUGUUUAUUGGAAAAUGAGUUUAUUUAUGGAAUUAUAAAUGUUUUAUAAUUGCUGUUUGCAUGGUACUAUGUGGCAAUAUUUGUUUUAGUGGUUUCUAUAGUGAUGACUUACAUGUUUAAGGGCCAGAGUCGGGUAAAAGGUUGUCAAAUGUUCUCAUCCAGUUACACAUUUUGAGAACUCUGGAGUGUUUGCGACACGGCUAGACCUUGAAAACAAGUCUUUUGCAAAAAAAUAAAAAUAAAUAAAGUAUGAGUUCACUAUAUUGUUACUUGUUAUAUUUCAACCUUGCUCAAAUAGUCUUAAUAGAUUUUGAGUUAGCGAAUGGAUGGGCCUUAGAACUGGUCAUUUCACCUUUGUAAAUAUAUAUCACUUAAGUCAGAGACACUGUAACCGACUAGUGUUGUCUUUCGUUGUACACUGUUCUAUCACUGUGGACAAAGUCUUAGAGUUUUGUAAGAUUAUGUGCAAUAUUGUUCUCACAUUGGUUAUUUUUCAUUUGGUCACACUUAUUUGUUUUCUUUAAACAACUGGAGGUGUCGCUUAUUUCAUCAGAAUGUUUGUCACCAGGUCUUACAGACAAAGAUCGACAGUGUUCAUCCCAAAUGUGGCUGAGACAGCAAAGCACUUUACACUGAGGGGGGUUCUCUGUGACGGGAUCAGUCUGCAGGAGUGGGGGCGUCGAACAAGAGCCAGCCCGCUCUGAACAGACUCUAUCCCACAGUGACCUCUGGUGGCACACGAGUGUAUUACAGCCCAGCCGUGGCGGUCUGACAGCUCAGACUAAAAAAUCAGAUUAACUCCCACCGUCCUGCAGCAGUUAUGAACUGCACUAAUGCAGAAACCUAUCUGCUGAUUAUGUUUACAUCUUAGCGUUUCAGCAUUUUCUUGGACAUUUUAGCAUGCAUCACUUUCUUUCCUUUCUCUUGCCAAAAAAAAAAAAAAAAGAAGAAUAUUAACUGUUAAAUUUAUAGUGCUUGUCACUCAAUCUGUGAGGUGAGCCUUCCCAGAAUCCCUCCUCCACCCCCCUCCUUCCCGCGCUCCUCCCCCCAUCUGCCCGCAAAUCCCUGGCCUCCCCCAUCCCAGCCACUAAAUCCACCCCAGCUCUGUAUUUUAAAUGUGAUUGCAGUAUAAUUCUGAAAAAUGAUCAAAGAAUAUAAAACUCGCGCUUCCAAUUCUGGCACUGGCUCUGUUUGGACGACACAAGAUAGUCUACUUAGAAACCAGCAUGCCCCCUCUCCCCACAGCUGAUCCACGAUGUAGAUCAGAAACUUCGCCUGCACAAUUGUAGCAUGAGACAAACUUGCCGGUGAUCAUUACUCAGUCUCCGUCCUUAAAUGGAUAUUAAGGGCUCUGAAACACAUCUGUUACCGGGUUGAGGAGGCUGUCCUGUUAAGACACCAACAGAGAAAACACAAAACCAGCCCCAGAUUAUGGCAGAGAGGGCCCAAAAACCCCCCGCAGUCUGUAGCUGAGAUAAGAUCGCAUCCUUCAGUAUACCUUCACAGAGGCAUCAGACAGACGUGCCUGAUGUUGGAGGUGUCAGACAGUCGACCUCUCUGGGAGUUUAAGAGAAGAACUCAAGUGGCUGUCCAUGCAGUGCAAGCAGAGCCAGGUCCCAGACAUGUUGUGUAUCUCAGUGCAUGCAUGCAAUUACCCUGAACAAGGUGUAUUGAAAAUAUAUUGGGUGUUUGUGGUAUAAAAGUAUUUUUGUUUAUAUCAGUUAGAAACAUUUUCUUUCUAGUCGUAUGACUCUUUUUUUUCCUCUUUCCUUAGGACUGGCCAAUGUAUUCAAGAUGAAUAUUAUUAUUAUUAUAGUACGAGAUUCUAUUUUUUAUGGUAGAUUUGUUGACAAGGUCUUCUCAUUGUGUCAAAUAUUAUCUGCAGAUAAACUGAUUACCAAAGUAUAUAUUUCAGUUAACUACAUACAUGAUGGUGUGCAAAUGUGUGCUCCGGUGAAUUAGACGCAGACGAGUAAACACUGUUUUCUUUCCUUCAAAAAAAAUGUGAGUUUUCAGUUAACAGAUUGUUUCAAUUGGAUGAGACUCUGAAAGUGCCAAAGUGGUGGAGGAGGUACCUGCAAAACCACACUUUGGUGGCAGCCUGUCCAAAACUACAUUUACCUACUUUUUUACUAAAUAACUGGUUAUAUUUAGUGUGUAUUGAAGUAUAAUAAUUACAAAUGUGGUAAAAAAACAAAAAUAAACAGGUGUGAUUUGUCGAUAACUUUAUGCACUUAUUCGCUUACUCGGCACAAAGACCGAAAGCUGGGAAACAGUCGGCCUGUUCAACGAUAAAGUCGACCAAUCAGCAUCUCCCACGCUCAUUAAUUAACAACAAAGUGGAACUAGAAUUGUUGCAGUCACUUCAUUUGAUCCUAUUUGACAUUUGCGUGAAAUUGUCACAAUGAGAAUAUGAAUUCUUGAGUUACGGCCAAAAACAUUUUGUGAGGUCACUAUGACCUUUGACCCCCAAAUUCGAAUGAGUUCUGCCUUGAGCGCAAGUAGACAUUUGUGCCAAAAUUUAAAUAAAAUGUGUUCACGGCAAUUUAUCGUUUUUACAUUUGGACUUUUGUGUGACUUAAAUAAGCGUGUUAGUUAUUGAGCUUUAGAUGUGCUGGUAUCAGAUCUCAUCUUUGGACAAAGCCAGGCUAGCUGUUUCCACCCAUUUCCAGUCUUUGUGCUAAGCUAAGUUAGCCGGCUACCGGCAACGUUAUCGAUCUUCUCAUUCAACUCUUGGGAAUAAACACAUUCCUACUUAAUUGCUUUUGAAAAGUACAGAACUUCAUUUAAUGAGUUCUUCCCUCCAGAGUAAUCCCGUCACUGUCUAGGUUUGAGUCUAAUUCGCCGGAGUUGUGGGAAACAUUUCGUAUGAAUGCCUGACAAUGUAAUGGAUGUAGAUGAUCUAUAUACACAGCAUACACACAAAGACACACCUGUAUCAAAUUUCAGUAAUAUGAAAAUGCUUUUUUCAUUCCAAACUGUUCAUUACUCUUCCUUGAUACUGUACCUAGUCUUAUGGUAAAGCUGUAGUGUGUUCCUUUAAGUUUUGUGGGAGUGUGUACAUGUGCACUUGUAACUGCUGGGGGCGGGGGUGGGAGGGGGCUACAUGUAAAUAAAUCAAAUACAGUUAGUGUGGAGGUGUUUUUUUUGUGUCAGUGUAAGCUAAAUAUUAUAAAGUUUAAAAAAAGAACGUAUUAUUCUCUAUUGUGUUUCAUGGUACAUUAAAAAAAAAAGAAAAAGUAGUUUUAUCUUACAUUUCAAAUGCUUAUAUAUCUAUGGCUUCUGGCGAUACCCGUUCCAUUUUAUAGAUUUGUCAGCACAAAAUGCAAUAAACCAAUACCAUUUUAUUACA
Molecule: messenger RNA, 9980 nt
Organism: Anarrhichthys ocellatus (wolf-eel)
Lineage: Eukaryota; Metazoa; Chordata; Actinopteri; Perciformes; Anarhichadidae
Gene: slc12a5a
Product: solute carrier family 12 member 5a
Exons: 26
Coding region: 200-3673 (1157 amino acids)
Biological process (GO): cell volume homeostasis; chloride ion homeostasis; chloride transmembrane transport
Cellular component (GO): plasma membrane
Molecular function (GO): potassium:chloride symporter activity
Source: RefSeq, a predicted model, not a curated record